GACCCGAGAUUUGACGGAAAGGUAAACCAAUUCAGAGCAGAAGAAGAACUCAGUGAGUUUGAAUCUCGAGAGAGAGAGAGAGAGAGCGAGCGAGCAAGACGAAGAAGAAUGGAUCCAGAGCAACUCGACGAGUUCGUAAUGGGCUACUUGAAGAAGAAAGGUUUCAACGGCGCAGCUAAACAGCUCCAAGAUGCUCUUCACCACAACAACAACAACAACAAUGGUACUGGCAGCAGCAGCAGCUUCAAUUCCACCGAUUACCAUAACGAUCCUGAGCUCACCAAGCUCAUUCGCUCCUUCUCCCAAUCAGAGAAUGAUCCAACGAGGUACCGUAAUGGUUACAGCAAUCUUAGGUCAUGGGCUUAUAACUCGUUGGAUCUUUAUAAACAUGAAUUGCUCAGAGUGAUGUAUCCAGUGUUUAUUCAUUGUUACAUGGAUCUGGUUGGUAAAGGGCACACUCAAGAAGCGAGAGCCUUCUUUAACAGCUUCCGCAAAGAUCAUGAAAUGAUACAUUUACGGGAUCUUCAGAAGCUGGAAGGCGUUCUUGUUCCUUCUCAUCUAGAGGAGAUGGAGUUUGCUCGUUCUCUUAGACAAAGCAAGGUCAACAUCAAGAUUUGUCAGUAUUCAUAUGAUCUGUUGCUUCAGUAUCUACAUAGGACGGAAUCUACUUUAAUGCUUGGUAUUAUUAACGAGCACAUCAAUUUCCAAGUCUACUCGGGACAGCCAAACUCCUCAUCUGAUGACAUAGACGCCGUCACAAUUGUUGGGAGUUUUCAGGAGACAGCUGAUCACGUCAAUCAAAAAGAAAUACAGUGGGGAUUGCUUGAAGACUCGCUCGAAGAUCGCCUUGAGAAGACGGGAAGCCUACUGACUGAUUCUGAGAAGGGACAAGGAGAAAGUAAAGACGGGGACGUUGAUGAUAGUAAUAAGAAAAGAUCCACCGAAAUUGGAAAGCAAGGCUCUUCCUUAAAAAAGUUAAAGAAGGACAAAGCAGGAAAUGCAACAGCAAAAGUUGCACGUCAGGAGACCAGCACGGUGUCGCCGGCCCCACGUGUAAAAUCAGAACUUGCCUUGCCAGUCAUGUCAACGGAUGUUGAGGAAUCCAUCCUUGAAGACCUGAGAAACCGUGUGCAGCUGAGUAGUGUCGCAAUGCCAUCUGUCAGCUUUUAUACGUUUGUUAAUACUCAUAACGGGUUAAACUGUGCAUCUAUAUCUCAUGAUGGUUCUUUGGUUGCUGGUGGGUUCUCAGAUUCGUCAAUAAAGGUCUGGGACAUGGCGAAGAUAGGACAAGCUGGCAGUGGUGCUUUGCAGGGUGAAAGUGAUACAAAUGAUCAAGUCGCUGGACCAAAUAGCAGAAGAAAUUAUACAUUAUUACUGGGUCACUCAGGGCCAGUUUACUCGGCCACUUUCAGUCCACCUGGAGAUUUUGUAUUAUCUUCUUCAGCAGAUACAACAAUACGGCUGUGGAGCACACAACUAAAUGCCAAUCUCGUGUGCUACAAGGGCCAUAAUUACCCUGUCUGGGAUGUCCAGUUUAGCCCUUUCGGCCAUUACUUUGCAAGCUGUUCUCAUGAUCGCACUGCACGGAUUUGGUCAAUGGACCGAGUACAACCUCUGCGGAUAAUGGCAGGGCAUCUAUCUGAUGUUGAUUGUGUACAGUGGCAUCCCAAUUGUAACUACAUUGCAACCGGUUCUAGUGAUAAGACGGUGAGACUCUGGGAUGUGCAAACUGGGGAAUGUGUCAGGAUUUUCAUUGGGCACAGGAGUAUGGUUUUAUCAUUGGCGAUGUCACCAGAUGGGAGAUAUAUGGCCUCGGGUGAUGAAGAUGGAACCAUAAUGAUGUGGGACCUCUCAACAGCUCGCUGCAUCACACCUCUCAUGGGCCAUAAUUCAUGUGUGUGGAGUCUCUCUUACAGCGGCGAGGGGUCUCUUCUGGCUUCUGGAUCUGCGGACUGCACAGUGAAACUGUGGGACGUCACUUCAAGUACCAAAUUGACAAAGGCCGAGGAGAAAAAUGGAAACUCGAACAGACUGCGCUCACUCAGGACUUUCCCCACCAAGUCCACACCAGUUCACGCUCUCAGAUUUUCUCGGAGAAACCUGCUGUUUGCUGCAGGAGCGAUCUCUAAACCCACAAGCUGAUGGAAACCAAAUGGUAUCUGAGAUUUGCUGCUUUUUACAUUCUUGCAAGCUGUUGCAGACCAGAAGAAAUCAGGUGUAGAAUAUAGUCAGUCCUCUCGAUACUCUUUAUGUUACUUGUUUAUGGCCGUGGCUUUGCAUUUCUAAAUACCAACGUAAACUAACUAUGUAUGCAACCAGUCCAGAAAUUAUUUGGAGCAUGUUUGCUUUGUAGGAUUGCCCAAAAAUUAUUUGUCAUCAUCACGUUGUUCACUGUUACUUUGGAGAUAUGAAUGCUAUGUGUUUCUCCUCU
Molecule: messenger RNA, 2431 nt
Organism: Raphanus sativus (radish)
Lineage: Eukaryota; Viridiplantae; Streptophyta; Magnoliopsida; Brassicales; Brassicaceae
Product: transcription initiation factor TFIID subunit 5
Exons: 19
Coding region: 109-2142 (677 amino acids)
Biological process (GO): transcription initiation at RNA polymerase II promoter
Cellular component (GO): transcription factor TFIID complex
Molecular function (GO): protein binding; RNA polymerase II general transcription initiation factor activity
Source: RefSeq, a predicted model, not a curated record